Molecule: messenger RNA, 4025 nt
Organism: Eleginops maclovinus (Patagonian blennie)
Lineage: Eukaryota; Metazoa; Chordata; Actinopteri; Perciformes; Eleginopidae
Gene: abat
Product: 4-aminobutyrate aminotransferase
Exons: 16
Coding region: 257-1759 (500 amino acids)
Biological process (GO): GABA catabolic process
Cellular component (GO): mitochondrion
Molecular function (GO): pyridoxal phosphate binding
Source: RefSeq, a predicted model, not a curated record
GGAACAAGCCCCUCCCUCUCAGAGAUUUAGAGACAGGCCUGGCAGCAGACCACACAAAUACUGUAAACACACAGACACACUGAACACACACGCUGUGGGCGCGCACACACACGGAGCUGCUGCGUUCGCUCGGUCCUCCUGUCCCGGGAUCUGUUCUCCGGUCCGCCUGCUGUCUCCUGAUCCCCGGUGACAGAGUGAAUAAGAGCAACAGGCAGUUGAGGUCUCGCACUUCCUCCUGUCUGUGGACGGUACUGUCAUGGCCUCCGUGUUGAUCAGCCGUCAGUUCGCUCUCUCUCUGCAGAAGAACCUGCGUCUCAGUGGUCCAGGGUUUAGAUAUGUCAGUAAAGCGGCUCCAAGGACCCAGGACGAGUUUGACUACGAUGGACCCUCCAUGAAAACUGCAGUCCCUGGACCCCGAUCAGAAGAACUGACGAAACAACUUGGACAAAUCCAGAAUGUUGGUGCAAUCAACUUCUUCUGUAACUAUGAGGAGAGCAGGGGGAACUACCUGGUGGAUGUAGACGGAAACCGCAUGCUUGAUAUCUACACUCAGAUCUCCUCCAUCCCAAUCGGCUACAACCACCCCGCCCUCCUCAAACUGAUGUCCAAUCCCAACAAUCUGAGCACGCUUGUGAACCGACCCGCCCUUGGAAUCCUGCCACCUGAGAACUUUCCAGAGAAACUAAACGAAAGCCUCGUCUCAGUGGCCCCAAGUGGGAUGACUCGUGUUCAGACCAUGGCCUGUGGAUCCUGCUCCAAUGAGAACGCCUUCAAAGCAAUGUUCAUCUGGUACAGGAACAAGGAGCGGGGCCACAACACCCCCUCUGAGGAGGACAUCAGCUCCUGCAUGAUCAACCAGGCACCAGGCUGUCCAGAACUCAGCAUUUUAUCUUUCAUGGGGGGUUUCCAUGGAAGAACCAUGGGUUGCUUGGCAACGACCCACUCCAAAGCAAUCCACAAGCUGGAUGUGCCAUCAUUUGAUUGGCCGAUUGCUCCAUUUCCUAGGCUACAGUACCCGCUGGAGGAAUUUACCAGAGAAAACGCACAGGAAGAGGCUCGCUGUCUGGAGGAGGUGGAGGAUCUGAUCGUGAAGUGGAGGCAGAAGGGGAAGCCUGUGGCUGGGAUUGUGAUUGAACCCAUCCAAGCUGAAGGUGGAGAUAACCACGCCACCGCGGACUUCUUCAGGAGACUCCGCGACAUCGCACGUAAGCAUGGCUGUGCUUUCCACGUGGAUGAAGUGCAGACAGGGGGGGGGACCACAGGGAAGAUGUGGGCCCAUGAGCACUGGGGCAUGGAGGACCCUGCUGACAUCGUGUCCUUCAGUAAGAAGCUUCUGACUGGGGGCUACUACCACAAGGACGAGUUACAGGCAGAUAAGGCAUACCGUAUCUUCAACACAUGGAUGGGUGACCCGUCCAAGAAUCUGAUCCUGUCUGAGGUCCUCAAUGUGAUCCGCAGAGAGAACCUUCUGGAGGAGGUGACCCGCUCUGGGAAGGCGCUGAUAAAUGGCCUUUAUGAGCUACAGGCUCAGUACCCCGGCAUAUUGAGCCGCGCCCGAGGACAGGGCACCUUUUGUGCCAUAGAUAUCUGUGAUGAUGAAACACGCAACCGCAUCCUGACCACGGCAAGAGACAAAGGUAUCCUCCUGGGGGGGUGUGGGGAUCGAUCGAUCCGUUUCCGUCCAGCGCUGAUUUUCAAGGAGUACCAUGUUCACCUCUUCCUCAACAUCUUCAACGACGUGUUGGCCCAGCUCAAGUAAAUCCGGACCCUGAAUGAACCUGACUGGCACUGCAUGAGCUUGAGUGAAUCCAGAAUGAAGGAAAGGAAACUACAGACUUCGGUGUCAUGUUAAGCACAAUUCACACAGCAACACACACAAAUAUCCCUUAUAGCCUCUUUCAGGUCCAAUUGGUCAAUCUCUGUAGCCUAAAAUGAUAACGAUCAUAUCCUCUUACUAUACAUAAACCCUCACCUUUCAGAACAGGUGCUAGCUACUUUUGCAGCUGAGAAUUUCGCAGAAUGUUCAUGCUUCUGUAAAAUAAAGCUAAAUUUCCAAACUGGAGAAUCUUUCCCAUCUGGAUUCAGAACAGACUCUGGAUGAAUGCAUGCCAGAUUGUACAUCAUGUCAAAAUAAAGCACCUUCUUGGGAAGGCUUUAAAUGUGGGUCUGUUCCUUUAGCAGGUAGCACAGCAUCAGUCAAAUGUAAAUAGUAUAUUGAAGAUCUUACUCACUAAUAAGCUCAGUUGAUGGCUCAGAACAAAGUCUUGCGAUCAGCUUGUUUUAGUGCUCAGAUGCUGGCGUCAUCCCGCGUCACUGAAGCCAGUGAGUGUUUAUGUUUCGACAGGCGUUAAGGAAGACAGGCGGUCGUCCUGGAUACAGAAAUAUGUGUUAGUAGGAAAUAAUGUAAGAACGCACAAUGAAGAUAAGGUGGCGGCCUGCAUGUCAUUAAAUUCUGUCCAAUAGAAACUUCCUUGUUAUGAUUCUGUGUUGUCCUUAUUAGGAAUGACUUUUCAGCUUGAAUUGUUGUAGCCCAGAAAAAUGUGAAUCCUAAAUGGACCAUGAAAAAUGUCAUAGCUUGUUUAGUGCCUGCAUGUCACUUAAAUUUGCUACUAAUGUUUUCCAAAUUAUUUUUAGUGGCUCAAAUGGGAGCAGCCAUUGGUAACCCUACAUAACCUAAAAUGUACACAUUUACUUAACUCUGGAAAAAAGCUUCAUAUUUUACAUCUAUUCCUGAAAACAUUUGAUUUUCAUCGUCACUAUGGUUAUAUUAUAAUUAAGUGAUGAUGUCAGUAAAUUAAGCAUAUACGAAAAGUGUUUUUCUUAAAGUUUGCGUCAAGCAGUUUCUGAACUGUCAGGUGCUGUUCGUCAUGAACACUAAAGAGGCCCCUAAGGACAAACACAUGCAUAAGGGAAUGCUUACCAAAUCCCAAAUAGCUACAGAAAAACAUGUAAAUGAAAAAAUGACCCGCAAAGCUAACAAAUAUGACAAUAAUUUCAAGUAAAAACACACUUUAUGGACUUUAUUGGCCCCUUGUUAUUGGGUUAUUAUUGAUGUGAGCUUACAAGCACUAAUACUUUUUUUAUAUGACCUUUAGAGUAGUCCUACUAUACUUUAUACUGGGACUAUUAGAGACUAUAGCUUUAUAGGGAGACAAUAAUAUAUGAAGGAGUGCUAGAUCAACUGGAUUCCCCAGUUCAGACUUGUCGGGGGGGUUCAAUCUUCAAUCGAAAGUAGUUUGGCCCGUUUGGAACAGCCUUAUUUAAUAAAAUAAAAAAAACUCACUUCAGAUUACUCUUUGAAUACAUUUAUACUAAAACACAAAUGAGAAACCUUUGUGUCAAAGUAAGAUUUCCAGUCUGGAAUCUUCCUCGUCUCAUAGCUGCAGAAAGCUCCAGGUGCUCAUUGAGUACAGCUGUGUCAUUUUACCCCCACAGCCACAAGAGGCAACAAUGAGUCCAUCCCAAAAGAAGACAAAAAUCACUUUAAGUACAGGUCAAUACAUACAUUCUAUCCCAGGCAAAACAAAAACGUAGAGCAUAAGGUCUUAAACAACCUAACCCUUGUUGAAUUUCCAUUUUUUUUUGGUAAAACUGCUCAAACUGUUUGCUGAUUGGGUAAACAUGUCUGACCUUCACCAGUGUCUGUGAAUGUUCCACGGAGCUUUUUGGCAAGGGUUACAAAUGUGUAGCAAUUUAGCGCAAGGUCAUUACACCCUUUCUUUUUAACUUUCUACUAUCAUAAAUAUGUAUGUCUGUGUUUUUUCAUUAAUGUUGCGGAAAUGAUAUCCAGUGAGCCUCAUGUUGUGCUGUAUGAAGUACUAGAGAUAUAUUAAAGAGAAGCUGGGCUGCAGGUGUGGAGGCUGAGUAUUCCAUGAUGACCUUCUUUAAACAUUUCAGCAUUAACUAUUUACACUUUGAUCUGAGAUAGAUGAUUAUUGAUGUAAUUAUGUUUGAUGGCUCUAACUGUUGUGGCCUCUGUAAUAUACUGUCAAUUUACUGUGAUAAAUAAAGGAUGUUUUGAAGAA